Molecule: messenger RNA, 1856 nt
Organism: Phyllostomus discolor (pale spear-nosed bat)
Lineage: Eukaryota; Metazoa; Chordata; Mammalia; Chiroptera; Phyllostomidae
Gene: SHMT1
Product: serine hydroxymethyltransferase 1
Exons: 12
Coding region: 177-1631 (484 amino acids)
Biological process (GO): tetrahydrofolate interconversion; cellular response to leukemia inhibitory factor; L-serine catabolic process
Cellular component (GO): cytosol; cytoplasm; nucleus
Molecular function (GO): serine binding; mRNA 5'-UTR binding; pyridoxal phosphate binding
Source: RefSeq, a predicted model, not a curated record
CCAGGUGCGGAGUAACCCUUAGCCGCCGCGCGCCCUUCAGCCCGGAGCCAGCGUGGUUGAUCGUCUGGCGCCUGCGCGGCCUGGGUCUCGGAUUCUGGUCGCUCAGCAGUCAGCGUGGGCUAGGUAUCGCCAGGGUGGUGCACAGGAUCUCUUUUCGGCAACUUUGAACCAGUGCAAUGGCGACUGAGGUCAACGGGGCUCCCAAGGAUGCUGACCUGUGGCACUCGCACAAUAAAAUGCUGGCACAGCCGCUGAAGGACAACGACAUAGAGGUUUACAACAUCAUUAAGAAGGAAAGCAAACGGCAGAGGGUUGGAUUAGAGCUGAUCGCCUCAGAGAAUUUUGCCAGCAGAGCAGUUUUGGAGGCCCUGGGCUCUUGCCUAAAUAACAAGUACUCUGAGGGGUACCCAGGCCAGAGGUAUUAUGGUGGCACUGAGUUCAUCGAUGAGCUGGAGACCCUCUGUCAGAAGCGAGCCCUGCAGGUCUAUGGUCUGGACCCCCAGUGCUGGGGAGUCAACGUCCAGCCCUACUCAGGGUCCCCUGCCAACUUCGCAGUGUACACCGCCCUGGUGGAACCCCAUGGACGCAUCAUGGGCCUGGACCUGCCCGAUGGAGGCCAUCUGACCCACGGGUUCAUGACAGAUAAGAAGAAAAUCUCUGCUACGUCCAUCUUUUUUGAAUCUAUGCCCUACAAGGUGAACCCAGACACUGGCUACAUCAACUAUGACCAGCUGGAGGAGAACGCCCGCCUCUUCCACCCGAAGCUGAUUAUUGCAGGAACCAGCUGCUACUCCCGAAACCUGGAUUACGCUCGAUUGCGGAAGAUUGCCGAUGACAAUGGGGCAUAUCUCAUGGCUGACAUGGCACACAUCAGCGGGCUGGUGGCGGCUGGCGUGGUGCCCUCCCCCUUUGACCACUGCCAUGUGGUGUCCACCACCACCCACAAAACCCUGAGAGGCUGCCGGGCUGGCAUGAUCUUCUACAGGCGAGGAGUGUGCGGCGUGGAUCCCAAAACUGGCAAAGAGAUCCUGUACAACCUGGAGUCGCUCAUCAAUUCUGCUGUGUUCCCAGGACUGCAGGGAGGCCCCCACAACCACGCCAUUGCUGGGGUCGCCGUGGCUCUGAAGCAAGCCCUGACUCCAGAAUUCAGACUUUAUCAGCACCAGGUGGUGGCCAACUGCAGGGUUCUGGCUGAGACUUUAAUGGAACUGGGCUACAAAGUAGUAACAGGUGGUUCUGACAACCAUUUGAUCCUCGUGGAUCUCCGUUCCAAAGGCACGGAUGGUGGCAGGGCUGAGAAGGUGCUAGAAGCCUGUUCUAUUGCCUGCAACAAGAACACCUGCCCAGGUGACAAAAGCGCACUGAGGCCCAGUGGGCUGCGACUGGGGACCCCAGCACUGACGUCCCGUGGACUUCUGGAAAAAGAGUUCCAAAAAGUAGCCCUCUUCAUUCAUAAAGGGAUAGAACUGACUCUGCAGAUUCAGAACGACGUUGGUGUCAAGGCCACCCUGAAGGAGUUCAAGGAGAAACUGGUAGGGGAUGAGAAGCACCUUAGCAGCAUCAGAGCUCUCAGGGAGGAGGUAGAGAGCUUUGCAUCUCUUUUCCCUCUGCCUGGCCUGCUUGAUGCCUAGAGGAGACACCAGGACUGCCCGAGGCACUUACCCAAGGACACAGUGCCCUUCCCAGGAGAGAAGCACCGCCCCACACAGGAUCUGGUCAACUUCUCUGCGCUGAGGGUAUCUUUGGGACUUUUCUCAUGUUAUCUUUACAAAUCAAAAUCUGUUUAAGCCUCAUUGUUAGUAAGUCUGGGACAAAUUAUUAAGUUUAAAUCUGAACCUUACUACUAUAUGUAUAAU